Molecule: messenger RNA, 2351 nt
Organism: Drosophila sulfurigaster albostrigata
Lineage: Eukaryota; Metazoa; Arthropoda; Insecta; Diptera; Drosophilidae
Gene: fd96Ca
Product: fork head domain-containing protein FD4
Exons: 1
Coding region: 916-2145 (409 amino acids)
Biological process (GO): cell differentiation; anatomical structure morphogenesis; regulation of transcription by RNA polymerase II
Molecular function (GO): DNA-binding transcription factor activity, RNA polymerase II-specific; RNA polymerase II cis-regulatory region sequence-specific DNA binding
Source: RefSeq, a predicted model, not a curated record
UUAUUCGUUUCGUUUAGUAAAUCUCUGAUUCUGCCGCUGCCGCAGUCGCUGUCGGAGUCGCUGCCUCAGUCGCUGUCGCGGCCUCUGCUGCCGCUGUGUCUGACUCUCGGGCUCUCUCCUUUGAAGUUUCGCCGUUUUAGAGGGAUGAUACAUUGGCAUCGCGGUGAUUGGGAGAGAGCACGGGGGCAAUGAUGUGAGUGAUUAUAUUUUGAUUGCAUUGCUCACUGUGGUUGGUUGUGUAUAGUGUUUGGUGUUUGGUGUGUAUAGCUAUAGCUAUAGUAUGGCUAUAGUACUGCAUUGCUCACUUAGUACAAUAACCGACACGCCGUCUGUUAGUCUGGGGCUCUUCUGGCUCUGCCUGUAACACACUGAUUUCGUUAUUGCCUGCUCUUCUUGUUGUCGUUGUUGUUGCUGUUGUUGGUGUUGUGCUGUGCUGUGAAGUCGGGCUCUUCGUUUCGUUUGUUUUGCUUCGGGUCUGUCGUUAUCUUCGCUUCAACCUCAAUGCAAAAGUUGCCACCGCUGCUCACGUCUCACGUAUUCGUCGGCCUCGUCGUAUUCAGCUUUCGAUGGUAAUUCGCAAAGAGCGCGAGCGCUUUUCACAUUCCGUGCUUUUGUGCCGCCGUGCGUCGAUUGCCGUUUGCCGUGUGCCGUGUUCCUGCUCCUGUUCCUGUUCCUUUCGCUGUUCCUGUUACGUCUUAUCCAAAUACGUCCAAGUAUUUUUAUUUGCACAACCAACUUUGCCGUCGCAAUGUUGCAACAAUUUCCACACACAAUGAAAAUCAAUUUGCCAACUCGCAAUAACAAGUAUUUUGUGUUUACGCUAAAUGUGCAACUCUAUAAAUAAAUCAAUAACAAUAGCAACAAUUGCUAGUGCAAAUACAUAGGAUCGUAAAUAAUCGGAACGUAUUAAAUAUAAUGCCAAGACCCUCGCGAGAAUCGUACGGCGAUCAAAAGCCGCCUUACUCGUACAUCUCGCUGACGGCCAUGGCCAUCUGGAGUUCACCGGAAAAGAUGCUACCUCUGAGCGAUAUCUACAAAUUCAUCACCGAUCGAUUUCCCUACUAUCGCAAGAAUACGCAACGCUGGCAAAAUUCACUGCGCCACAAUCUCAGCUUCAACGAUUGCUUCAUCAAGGUGCCCCGACGUCCGGAUCGACCCGGCAAAGGCGCCUAUUGGGCACUGCAUCCGCAGGCCUUCGAUAUGUUCGAAAACGGAAGUUUGUUGCGGCGUCGCAAGCGCUUCAAGCUGCACAAGAACGACAAAAAUCUGCUCAACGAGGAACUGACGGCGCUCGCGAAUCUCAAUCGCUUCAUUUUCACCGCACGCUCCGGGUCUCAAGUGCCGCCCAUGGAUUUGGGCGUAGAACCUGCGGCGGCGAUGAUGCCUCAUCAUGCGGCAAGUCGCGUUUCGCCCUCCAUUGCCACGCAUCUUCCGCUGACGCCAGGACACAGCCUGCAGCACUCGCAGGCGCGUUAUUUGGAGGACAUGACGCUGCUCAAUCUGCGCUCCACAACAACGACGAUGACAACGACCAACUUGGAUGUGGAGGGCACGAGCAGCUAUCGACCCAAGCGUUCAUUCACCAUCGAAAGCUUGAUAACGCCCGACAAGCCGGACCAAGUCUCUGAGGAGGAGCAGGAGCACGACAUCGAUCCGGAUCAGGACCAGGACCAGGACAACGAUGACGACGAUGAUCGCACCGACAUCGAUGUCGUCGAGUGCGGCAACAGCAGCUAUACCACAAAUGCCAGCAGCUGUUAUCCAGCACGCACCUCAUCCGCCGACUGUCUAUCGAUAACUCUGCCCCCGAUUCGCAGCGAGGAUCAGCGGCAACGCCCCCUGCCGCCCCUGCACACGAUCACCGCCUCGGCGCAUCUGCCAUUCCUGCACUACGCAGCCGGAGUGAAUGUCUCGGGUCUAGGAGUUGGAGCUGGGAGCAUACAAUCGUCAUCCGCGGCGGGGGGAUUAUCGGCGACAUCCUACGAUCUGGCCAUGACGCAUCCGCUGCUGAUGAUGUCGACGCCAAUUGGCAACCUGCACAGCAGCUACUGCAACAAUUUUCCUAUCAUACCACCGCCGCAAUCGUAUCGAGGACCAGGACCGGAAGUUCAAAGUAGAAUAAGCUCUGGUAUGCGAACGAUAUAAACGAUCAUCUUGUCGUUGUACAUAUAAACGUAGUUCCUUUCGUCAGUAGUAGGGCCUAAUACUUAAACACUCAAUCGAAUACAAAUAGAAAUACAAAUACAUUUAGAGAUACGAGUACUUAGACUAUAUGUAUACACUCCUUUUAUUUAUUAAUGUAUCGCAAAAACACACACAGAGAGAAAAAAACUGAUUUAACCAAUACAAUU